AUGAAGAGACAGAUAGAUUUGGCUGAAGAAGAACACGAGAGUGAACAUGAAAAAAGCAAAAGUUCUGGUGAUGAAAGCGAGGAUGAAGAACCAAAAAUAAAAUAUGUUUUGAGUCAUCUUUCCCGAGCAGUGUCGGAAAACCGUGCUUCUGAUUUGCUGCAUAGUAUGGUCGCGUCCAAAGAUAUUCUUUUCUGGACUCCCAGCAGACAAUUACUUCGAAAUAAACGCGCUAUUCCCGUCACAAACAUCGCCGAGCUAGUUGAGUAUGUGUUACCCCCUCAUGAAAAUGAGGUUACCAAGCCUCGUGCGCUGAAUACGUUUCUAGUUAGGAAUCGAUAAAUGUUUAAUCAAGAACAAAAAGUUGUUAAGUGAUUUAAUAGAAAAGGAAAAAGGCUACCGAAAUGUAGAAAAUACUUCCAAUAACGAGAUUAAUAAUGAGGAGAGUUCAUCGGAUAUUGAAAAUGAGGAGGAGGAGGAGGAAGUGGCUUCUGAGAAUGGCGUUGAAGCUGAAGGCACCCAAGAGAGCGACAACGACACUGAAAACGAUAGUGAGGAAACAGAAAGUAGUAGCCCUGAAACGUCCACCACCUUUCACUCUAAAAGUCCCUGUGAACAUUGCGAAAACUCAAAUGUGUACUCGGCAUUGAUCAUGAAAUGUCCUUAA
Messenger RNA from Porites lobata, 664 nucleotides. The record is from the annotation of a GenBank genome assembly. NCBI's taxonomy places the organism in Eukaryota, Metazoa, Cnidaria, Anthozoa, Scleractinia, Poritidae.